This is a messenger RNA of Camellia sinensis, 1349 nucleotides long. The record is from RefSeq and is a predicted model, not a curated record. Lineage: Eukaryota; Viridiplantae; Streptophyta; Magnoliopsida; Ericales; Theaceae.
AUUGGUAUGCAUAAUGCAACGUUGUCAUUCCCCACCCAAUUUGAAGCCAAGUGCUAUACAGGCAAUUUCUAUUAUGUAGUGCUACUACCUUACACAUGCUCUUCGGGAGGAUCUCUUAAGCCUGUUUUACUAAUCUGAUUCACAACAAAUUUAUUCACAGGCUUAUGUUUUUAAAAAUCAGUUCCAAAUUUGAACUGCGCCGAUUUUGCCAUACAACUGGUGUUGUUGCCCUUUUGAAGCUUGGUCCACCAAAUCCAGAUGAUUUGGGGUACGUUGAUUCUGUGUCUGUGGAGGAAAUUGGCGGUGUUAGGGUCCCCAUUGUGAGUAAUGAAGAAGGUGGAAACUCUGUAUGCACUGUGGUCCUACGAGGAAGUACCCAUAGUAUAUUGGUUGACAUUGAAAGAGCAGUUGAUGAUGGUGUGAAUACAUACAAGCAAUGUGCAGGGACAGCCGUAUAGUACCUGGAGCUGCAGCUACUGAAAUUGAGUUGGCUAGAAGACUGAAGGAGUUUUCUUUUAAGGAAACAGGAUUGGAUCAAUAUGCUAUUGCAAAAUUUGCUGAGAGCUUUGAGAUGGUACCUAAAACCCUGGCUAAGAAUGCUAGCCUGAACGCAAUGGAAAUAAUAUAUUCUUUGUAUGCUGAACACGCAUCUGGAAACACCAAGGUUGGCAAUGACUUUGAGGAAGGUGUAUGCAAGGAUGUCUCUCCCAUGAAUAUUUGGGACCUGCAUGUCACCAAGUUUUUUGCUCUCAAAUAUGCUGCAGAUGCUGCUUGCACUGUGCUACAGGUAGAUCAGGUGAUGUUUGUUUCAGUUUUUAUAAACUUACUGACAUAAUAUUUAGCAUCAGAUUGCAAUUGAUCAAGCCAAUAACCGGUAGCAGAUGAAGAUGAGGAUGAACUUGUCUUGUGUUUUUCAUGGAGUGCUGCUGAUCACUUCUGGUUUUUCUAUUUUAUCAGAAUUAUAAUAGAGAAAUCAUUUGUAACUUUAACGUUACCAUUGAUGUUCUGGUGUGAUUUAUGAUUUGUCUUGCAUUUGACUCGAAAGCAAAAAUAUGCAACUAGUAAAGCAGUUUUUGAAGCAAAAAAUGGGGAGCUCCAUCAGGGUUGUUGACAUGGAAUUCUGGAGAUUAGUUUUUUUGGGGUAAGUAAUUCUGGAGAUUAGUUUCUCAAAUACUUGGUGAAUCAAACCUUAGAAACAAGAUAUUUUUCCCAAAGUUGAUGACAAUGAAAUUUGUUUGAACUUCUGAACUAUCCUGUUACCUUGACUGGGCUAUCUACUAGAAAAAAUUUGCAUGAAUCAUUUUGAUUCCUGGACAAAGGGGUAAGUAGAAAUCUAGUCAAAAUUGUGU